AUGGAGUUCCCUGUGGACGGCCUGGCCAGCGUGACCCAAGAGGUCCUGGAGAGAUCAGCCCAGGACUACAUGAACAGCAUCCUCCACAGCAAUCCAGACUCACCUGCACAUCUCACCCUCGCCAACAACACACAGGUGCCCAUUGGGCUUUCCAAUGUGGGUUUCGUCCCUCUGUAUGGAGCCGACCUGAGACAGAAAGUCCUCGCCCUGUUCUCCCCACAGGACCAGUUUACAGCGGUGGGGCUGUACUUGUUGGAUCGAUGGUGGUCACUGGAGGACAUCCUAAAAACAGCAGACCCUGCCAGAGAUGGAUGUGUGGAGGUGGAGACUCUAGGGGAGAGGAUAGUCCUGUACAUUUUGAAUCGUGUGGUGUACAGAGCCAUGGAAAUGAGUUCAGACGAACUACCUUUCCUCUGCCACGGGGAGAGCGACAACGCCAAGAUCCUCUGGAAAGACGGACAGGCAGUCGGCUUCUACUCAGUCAAACCUUCAGGCAGCUUGUGCAGUACCUUCUUAACCCAGUGCUAUCAGCUUCCUAUCAUGGACUCCAUAUUCGUCAGGAAGUGUCACCGUGACAACGGCCUGGGCCUUCAAAUGCUGGAGAACUUUGUUGAAUGUUUCAAAGAGGACUGCCUUGGGUUGAGAUACCCCCUUUCAAAAGUUAUGUACAAAGUGUGUGGGAAGUACCUGAGCCUGUACCCGGCCGACAGAGACCUGCUGUGGGAGGUGGAGAGUGUUGGAAGACCCAGCCAGAGGACUAACAUAGCCAACAAGAUCCAGGCUAUGGGUCUGAGCUCCUUAUCCAAGUACCUCCCCUUUACGGAGCACUCUGUGGCGAACCGUGUGGGGGCUGAAAAUGAGGGGGUAAUGGAGAAAGUGACAUCACGCAUACAGGAAGCCAUGGAGUACACUGUUGAAAUUGUGCGUUUCACCUCCUAA
Oncorhynchus kisutch (coho salmon) is the source of this 939-nucleotide messenger RNA. It is a transcript of the gene fam169aa, whose product is annotated as family with sequence similarity 169 member Aa. The coding region runs from base 1 to 939 and encodes 312 amino acids. The transcript has 8 exons. The record is from RefSeq and is a predicted model, not a curated record. NCBI's taxonomy places the organism in Eukaryota, Metazoa, Chordata, Actinopteri, Salmoniformes, Salmonidae.